CGUCAACGGCACAUAAUGCGCAGGCUUGUGAGCCAGAUGCCGCUAAAACUAUGCGGGCCGGCCUGCCAUCCGCCUCUGUUGUCGCCCGUCGGGCAGCCAUAGAUACGGCGCAUCUGCAUAGAGCACGGCUAAUGCAGCUGCCCUUGCGUCCGCGUCCGGGGUCGUAUUCUGCUGCAGCAGUUUUUCAUACCCGCCUCUCUUUGUCUUGGGCAUCCAGCGACGAUGCUCUGGAACCAAUGAAGGCCGAGCACGACUUUGAUCACUUGAGCAGCUUUCAGACAGUCUCUGCGAGCGCCAACCCCGCCGCCAACGCGAGAACACAGGGGUCCCAAGACGCACCCAUGCAAGUCCACGACGCUUGGCCACCAAAGUAUUACCAGGUAGAGUUAACAUGGCCCGCCGUACACACAGUGAGUACAAGGACACUGUCCUAGUCAGAGCACCAAACAAAAAAGAAGAGGCGAAAAUCUGACCCUGGUCUUGUUCCAACCUGUUGCCAUGACAUAUCCGUAACCCUUGCUUCUCUUGCUUUUGUUUACCGCGAACCCCUCCUCAAACUGCAUGACGCACGCUGGGCAGCGUAUCCAGGAUUGUAUUUGAGGCUGUCGUUGGGCUCCAAUCUUGUCAAUCUGCUUUUGCUCUCUUGCAUCUUACUCCAAACCCUCCUCACCCCCCCUCCUAAUACCCCAAUCGCCUUGUCAAACGCUCCUCUUACGUCUCUGUGUUAGUAUUUGGAACUAACAUCUUAAUACAAGUUUUGAGAACCAUAGCUGCACAGAACGAGAAAGCGUCUCUGGCAUUGCGUUUUCAUUUGUUUCCUUAACGAAUCCUUUAACGAAUACCCCCCGUUCCACGAAUCUCGUGGACGUGCAUGACCUAUUACGAACUCACAUAAUAUCUCUCACAAAACGUUAGCGUUUUCGCUCGUCGUUGCUCCCCUGUACACUAGCAACACCUCUCCAUCUCAAAAGCAUUGCUCUCAGAUACACAGAAACAAUGGCCUCUGAACAACAAGACGUUAGCUACUGCCCGCACCGCAGCAACAUCAACGCCGACACAAUUGCCUUUUCGGAAUAUUCUGAGGUUGCCUACUAUGAGCCCCCAGCCGAUUCGGACGAGUCGGCGGGUGCACAAUUAAACGGCGAUGAACAGGGCGAAUAUACCACAGCUCCUGGCAAGGAUGAAGUGACGAGCAAGACGGGCCCCGAGGCUAUUCCGGCCACCCACUCAAAGAAAUCCUCAAAGAAGAAAAAGAGCAAAUCUAAGCGCUCUGCUUCCUCGACUGUCAAGAAAGAUGCGAUCCCAGAGGCAGACAACGCCAAGCCUGAGAACAAGUCGACUGACAAGGAGGAGCAACCUGAAAAGGCCGAAGAAGCGGCGGCGCCUACAACUCAAUCAGAGGAGAAGCCGGAAGAAGAUGCUGCUGUUGCUGCUGCUACCGAAGAUGUACCUGCCCAGGAGGAGAAUGUUGCAGAACAACAGACACAUGAUACGACUACACGAGAUGAUACUACCGAUAAUGACACGACUAAUGCUACGACUGAUAUCUUGGAGGAACCCUCCAAGAACGAUAAUAAUGAACUACCUACACCCACACAAAACGACGACGCUACCGAAGCUGUGGCCAAGACUACUGAGUCUGCCGAGCCUGAGGCUGCAGAGUCACAAAACAAAGAUACUGCUGAGCCCGCUGCUUCUGAAGAGGCUGUAGGCGACGCACAAGAAGAAGUUGAGACCAAGGACGCUGUUGCCGAGGAGGUCGAGCCUGUCGACGAACAGGUUACAGAGUCUGCGGAACCCUUGGAGGCGUCCGAGCCCAUUGAGAAGGUGGAGGAGCCCGCCGAGCAGAGCAGCGAGCCAAUUGCUGCUGCGGAGGAAGUUGAGGAGAGUGAGGCUGCUGCCGAAGGCGCAACUAGUGAGGAGCCUGUUGUUGAGGAGUCCACACAAGACGUUGCUGUUGAGGCUGCGACCGAGGAGGAGCCUGUUUCCGAAGAACCUACUGCUGAAGUUGAAGCUACUGAAGAGCCUGACGCUCAGGAACUUUCAACGGAAGUGGUUACCGAGGAACCCGCCAAGGCAGAGGAGGAGACUACCGCCGCUGCCGAACCAGUAGCAGCCGUACCUGUUGUUGAAGAGGUCGUUGCUGUCGAAGAGGCUGCCGCCGUGGAAGAGCCUCCUGCAGAGGCUGCUGAGGCCACCAAAGAUGCUGCUGAAGUAGCCACCGCACCUGAAGCUGUUGAGGAAGCGACGGUGGAAGCUCCAGUAGAGGAAAAAGAAGAAGUACAGGUCGAAGCUGUGGAGGAGAAGCCUGUUGAAGAGGCUGUGGAGGAGGUCGAAGCAACUGAACCCGAAGCCGUCGCUGUGGAACAAAUCGAGGAGCCUGAGACAAGCCCUGCUGAAACUGUUGAAGCUGAAGUAACGGAAGCCACGGCUACUGAGGAGGUCGCAGCAGAUGUUGCAGAGACUCAACCUACCGCGGACGAAACGACAGUUGACCAGGUUGAAACCAGUGAGCCUACAGCUGAACCUGCUGCUUCUACUGAAGAAGCCGUCGAGGAGGAGAAAACUGAGGCUGUUCAAUCUGAAAAGGUCUCCGAGACUGUUGUUGAGGCUCCUGAAGCUGUUGAAGCACCCACUGAGACAGAAGAGCCGGUUGCCGAAGCUGUGACGGAAACAACUGAAGCGACUGAAGCUGUCGAGGCUACCGAUGCACCCGAUACGGAAACUGAGGCGGUUAGCCAGGAAUCUAAGGCUGUAACAGAAGAUGUUGCUGCUGUAGAAGCUCCUGAGGAAGCUGCCACCGAAGAGCCCGUCAUUGAGGAGCCCAUCGCUGACAAGAUUGCUACGGAGGAACCCGCAAUUGAAGAGCCUGCUACUGAAGAACCUACAACUGAAGAGCCCGUUGCUGUAGCGGCGGUCACCGAAGAGCCUGUCGCCGAAGAGCCAGUUGCUGAGGAGCAAGUUGCUGAGGAGCCAGUUGCUGGGGAGCCAGUUGCUGAGGAGCCUGUUGCUGAGGAGCCUGUUGCUGAAGAAGCUGUCUCCGAGGAGCCUGUUGCCGAGAAAGCUGUUGCCGAUGAGCCCGCUACUGAAGAGCCUGUGACGGAGGAAAUUGCGACUGAAGUGCCUGUUGCUGUAGAAGCUGUUACUGAAGAAGCUGAGGUUAAGGAAGCAUCUACGGAAGAUGCCCCCGUCGCAGAAGACGAUUCAGUAGCUCCCGCUGAGGUAGUUGAUGAAGCUCCUGCAGUCGCUGCUGCUGAGCCUUCUGAAACCGUCAAAGAAGUUGCCAACGAGACUGGCGAUGUUGUCGACGAUGUUGAGGUUGGCCCUGCAGCUGAGGCUGAGGUCAAAGCUGCUACCGAUGCUCCUAAAGAAGAGGAGGUUGCUGUUGCAGAGGAGACCACAAUUGAAGAAGCUGACAUUGCUGAGGAGGCUGCCCCAGUUGAAGCUGAGGAGGUUGACGCCACGCCCAUUGCUCCGGAAGUUAACGAGGAGGAAACUAAGGAGGAGGAAGUGGCUGCUGCUGCUGCUGACACCGAAGUUCCCCAGACCGAUGCUACCGAAGCCUCACCUGUUGAAGUCUCCGAAGAACCUUCAGUCGACAAAGCCGAGGAAACCGAAGCCGAACCAGUUGAGGACGCUAAGGUCGAAGAAUCAACUGAAGAGGCUGCUAUCGAACAUACCCCAGCCCAGGAAACUGCUGUGGACAAUGUUGCGGUAGCCGAAGCUCCUAUCACCGAGGAACAGGUUGCAGAGGAAGUCACCGCGGAGCCUGUGGAAGAACCUGCAGCCGCUGAGACCGAUGUGGCAGAGCCUGCUACUGAAGAGCCUGUGUCCGAAGAGGUCGUCGAAGAGGUCAGCAAGGAUGCGAUUGUUGAAGAACCCGCAGUUGAAGCCGAAGCUACGGAGGCCGACGGAGUUGAAGAGGCCCCAGUUGAAGAGGCUCCAGUAGCUGACGAUGCUGUAACUGAAAAGACACCUGUCGAUGCCGAAGAACAGGCACCAGAAGUCGUCAACGAAGAGGAGCCUGCUGCUGAGGAGCCUGUGGUCGAGGAAACAGCCGUUAACGAAAGUGCUGGUCCCGAAGAGGCUGUCCUUGCUGUCCCUGUUGCUAAGGCGGCUCACAUUGACGAACCAGCCGCUGAAGAGGCCACUGAGGCGACUGUCGAGGAACCUGCUGUCGAGGAACCUGCUGUCGAGGAACCUGCUGUCGAGGAACGCGUUUCCGAAGUAGCUGGCGUAGAGGCGAAGGCUGAAGAAACCACUGGCGAAGAAGCCCCCGAAGAAGGGCAUACAGCCAAUGACGCUGUGGUUGAAGAGCCUGCCGCUGAGACCCCUGCUGUCGAAGAGACUACCGCUGAAGAGCGCGCUACCGAGGAGACCGGCAUUGAAGAGACAGCGGUUGAAGAGCCAGCUGCCACUGAAGAAUCCGCUUCCGUCGAAGAGGAGACUGCUGCUGAAGAGGCUAUUAUCGAACAGCCCGCUGCUGAAGAGACUGUUGCGGAAGACGCUAACGUCGAAGAACCUGCCGCUGAAGAGACUACUGUCGAAGAACCAGCUCCUGAGACAUCGGCUGCUGAAGAGACUACGGUGGAAGAGCCUUCUGCUACUGCUGCUACUGAGGAGCCUGCUGCUGUCGAGGAGCCUUCUGUAGAUGAACCCGUCGAAGAGACUGCUACUGAAGAGCCUACUGUUGAGCCUACUGUAGAGGAGCCCGUCAAAGAGACUGCUGUCGAAGAGACUGUUGCUGAAGAGCCCGCUACUACUGAGGAGCCUACGGCCGACAAGUCAUUGGACGACUCGGCACCUACUGAAUCGACCGAGGAAGCCACUGAGCCUCUCGCACCUGUCGCUGCCGCCGCCGUGUUGGCUACUCCUGCUGUUGUUGCCGCUACUGUCAUUCCUGAAAAGAGUGAGGAACCUGUCGAAGAGGACAGAGCUGCUUCUCCUGCCGAAAAGGCGGUUGAGGAGCAAGCCGUCGAACCGACCGAUGACUCGCCUAUCCAGGAUGGCGAUGUGGAAGAAGAAGUAGAAGAAGUUCCUGCUAAAGCCAUUAAGACUGAGGCCACUGAAGCUGAGCCUGCAGUCGACGCUGACACUGCGAAGGCGGAUGCAGUUGAUGAGGUUGUGACCGAGGAUGCCAAAGAGGCAGAGGAAGUGCCAGAAGCAGUUGGCACAGAACCCACCGAGACCAGUGUUUCUCACGAAACCCAUAACAUUCCCGCUUUGAUUGGUGCUGGCGUGGCUGGAGUUGCCGCAGCUGGUGCCGCUGCAGCUGUUGCUGUGGCCUCGCAGGACGAAAAGAAGGAUGUUGUGGAAGAGGCUGAAGAGAGCGCUUUGCACAAUGUAUCUGUCAAGGCGCAUGCUGUGCCAGUCUCUGAUGCUGAGCUCACUCCCAUGGGAGGCGCAGCAGAAGUUCAGGAAGAAGCACCAGUUGUUGAAGCCCCUCCAGCUGUAGAGGAAUCCAAGGUUGACGAACCUGUCGUCGAAGAAACACCCGCACCUGAACAGAAAGACCAAGUUGUAGAGGAGGAAACACAGAAAGGUGAGACUGUGGCAUUAGAGGAGGAUACCCCUGUUGAAGUUGCCGAAGUUAUUGAUACCCCUGUGGUGGAGGAUAAGAAAGAGGAGGUUACGCAUGAGAGCCAAGAGCCGGAGGCACCAGUUUCACAAGUUGUGGAAGAAGCUGCUGCAGUAACUACUACGGAAGAAGCCAAACCUGGAGAACCUACUGAAAACGGCCAUGCUGUUGAGGCUACAGACAAGAAGGUUGAUCCUACAGUUGCUGCUGCUGGUGCUGCUGCUGGUGCUGUAGUGGCCUCAGCCGCUACAGCCGCCAUUGUUGGGAAGUCUAUUGUUGAAGCUGCUCCUGAGCCUGUCCAGGAGACUGUCGCAGAAUCUGCAGAAGAGCCUGCCACAGUUACCAAGACUGAUCCUCAGAAUGACGCUACUGUUGUCCCGGAGAAUACCAACACAGCACAAGAAGAACCUGCGGAAGUCAAUGAGGUGCCCAAUGAGAACACACCACUCAUGCCCAAUGCUCAAAAGCCCAAGGUUAGUGCAUUAGAUGCCGUAUUCAAUGGCCUAAAGACUAACCUGAUGCAGCCCCGAGCCACCAUCUUUGUUGUACUCAAGCAGUGGAUUGUUGCUCCAUUCUCCUGGAUCCGCUUCCGUCUCUUUAAGCCCUUCUCAAGCUUGCGAAAGUCAUCUGAUGCCACGCCAGCCACAGAAUAGGCCAAAAAUACUCGCAAAUCGUCAAAUAAAGAAGAUAAAAAGGGGAUUGUAUUUCUUCAAGUUUAAGGCGCCAAUGUUUGCGAAAAGAUCGUUUGCCAGAGUGCUAUUGUGAAGAAAAUUAUAUUUGCUUUCAAGGCUUUUCACUUUUAUGGAUGUGACUUUAUACAACUCUACUGGGAAUGGCUGAGCUUGUUACCGCUGAGCAGAGACAUGAACAGCAACCGAUUGGCUCAAAUAUGUAAUAAGACGCCAUUGAGAGAGGCACUUUGUUGGCGUAAGAGGCGGACGGAUGUUACACCGGCUCACUCAGCAUCGUCUCCGGCUCAAAUGACAAGCUUGUUGAACUACACACGUGAAGCGUUUGAGCAUCAAAACAGUGGUGAAACCUUGUCUUAUUUGGAUUGGUCUGGGCGUUGGUUAAAUUACAACGAUCCCAGUAAUUAUUAGCCCCGGUCCCGGACACGGCGAUCUAUUUAUAUCCGGACUAUCUUGGGGUAUCAUUGGCUUGUGGAGACUUUUGCAGCUUUUGUACAUAGUCUUAGACUUCACGUGAAGCUUUUACUUCUAGAAACACACGCUAACAGUGUAUAGAUCACCCAAUAGUGCCAAAGAAGAAUCGAGAGAGUCGCCACCAUCGGUCAUCUCAUCACCAUAGGCGGCAUGCUGACGAUAGUAGACGCCAUGAACGUUCAGCUCACAGCGGCUCAGGAAGAACAGACACUCAAGAUACAAAGGGUCGUCUGGAUACUUCUGCUGAAAAGCGUCGCUCGCAUCGCCACCAUGAGAGGAGAGUAUCCGUUGGCGGCAGCUCCGCGCUCCUAACGCCACCCGAGACACCAAAGCGAGCUGAGACUGGCUCAACCGCUGAUGGUUCAACGUCUUCCAGGCGAAGACAUAGGACACCUGAAGAGCAACUGGCCCAUGAUCGCCGCAAAGCAGAGCGAUUGCGACUGGAAACUGAAGGCGGGCGACACGAAUCAGAAAGAUCUACACGGAGCGGGAGGCAAUCUCAUAGCCGCAAACCUGAGUCUGUGCCGUCAACUGAAACGAAAAGCCAUUCGAAUGAAGAACAUGGACGCCAUAGCUCCUCGCGACAUCACAGCAGUAGCUCCGGGCAUCAUCGUAGUCGACGAUCAACAUUAAAUAGUGAGGUCCAAAGUGCCGAUGCUGAUACCAAAUCGCCUCGAAGGAGAACAACACACGAAGAGGCACCUCUAACACCUGAAGCUACUCCUCCUCGUCGCAGGUCGAGUGUUCAGCAGGAGGAGGGUGCCCGCACCAGGCGCCGAAAGUCACGUAGUGUGGUUGAUGGCGAGUUACCUACUCCAAGAAAGAGAGUAAUUGAUGAACCAUCCUCUCCAAGACGAGCAAGAGAUGAUGCCUCGUCAUCCAAGCCAAAAGAACGUAAACAUCGUUCACAUACGACACACCAUUACAAUUCCAGUGAGGAUGGAGCUAGAAGAGCCCGGAAUCAAGAACGCCAACAGACCAAUGAUGAUAACGAGAAGCCUCGCGGCCUCCGAGGGGUGUUUAAAAGACUAUUCAAGUCUUGAGAAGCAGUGACUCAGCGAUAUCAGGAUCACGGCGAAUUAUUGAAACAUGCAGAAUGCAUUAUACUACUAUGUAUGACUUGAAUGAAUUAUGAAUUAUGGUAAAAGAGACAUAGCUUUAGACGACGAGUUUUAGCCUUAGUUUGUCCUGCGAAACGAUUUCGUCUUUUUUGGAGAAGAGCUCCUCCAUAUCCCAGUUGACGCUGAAAUAGCGACCAGACAGCCAGGAAUGAGGUUCCUGAGUGAGCCAUGAGAUUGUAUCCGCCGGAAGCUCAGGUGUGUCAAUUAGUGAGCUCUGAGGAAUAAAUGAAGGCAGGUUGCUUGCUAGAUCGGAUUUGACAGCACCAGGGUGGAUGGCAUAUGAGCAAAGACCAUGGUCCUUAUAUUCGACAUUGAGAUAUUCGGUGAAGCGAAUAACAGUGGUCUUGGAAAGCUGAUAAGCAGAGCCUCCUGGUGCAGUACGAAUACCACCAAUAGAUGCCACAUUAACGAUGGCUUUGGCAGAACCUCUAAGCAGGAGGGGUACGAAUGCUCGAGUCACGAGGUAGAGACCGUGGAGGUUGACAUUGUAGGUAUCCCACCAUUUCGUCGGGUCGGAUUCCGCUACUGGCUGAAAUGGAUUUAGGAUGCCUGCAUUAUUGACGAGUACGUCGAGGGUGCCAAACUCAGCAGCGACUCGGUCAGCAGCAGCUUGUAUGCUUUCCUUUGACGUAACAUCCAGCUGGAUCUUCAAGACGUUGGUGUUUGAAACGGCCAAAAUAUCUCUCUCAACCUCGUCCAGAUUCGAACGGGCAGCAAUGACAAGAUUCUUUACUCCCGCUUUGGCAAAUGACAAGGCUGUGGCCCGCCCAAUGCCUUUCGAAGCACCAGAGAUGAACACGGUGUGGCCGGCAUGGCUUGCCUUGGCAAUGGCUGGGUAAGUAUCAUGGUGGAUUGUUGUCGUAAAUGCGACGUCUGAUGGAGCAGACAUGAUGAACGACAGAGUUGGAGAGAGCUCGUAAACGAAGAGUGGGAACCGUGUAAGUCGUAGUGUUUCUUUGAUGUGAUUUCUGUAAAAGGCUGAGAUAGAUGAUAUAUCAGAGCACGAGCUGAAGUAGACACUUUAUAAUUCUGCGUCUUUCGAUUUGAACUUCUUGAUUUUGACUUUCGCCUCUAUUAGAACGCGACGAUGCAACGGAGUCUCGCGCUAUUGCAACGGCACAACCGGUCUUCGCGAUCGCUAACAUCACGGCC
Messenger RNA from [Torrubiella] hemipterigena, 9014 nucleotides. NCBI's taxonomy places the organism in Eukaryota, Fungi, Ascomycota, Sordariomycetes, Hypocreales, Clavicipitaceae. The record is from the annotation of a GenBank genome assembly.